This is a messenger RNA of Wyeomyia smithii (pitcher-plant mosquito), 4619 nucleotides long. It is a transcript of the gene Nrt, whose product is annotated as neurotactin. The coding region runs from base 789 to 3377 and encodes 862 amino acids. NCBI's taxonomy places the organism in Eukaryota, Metazoa, Arthropoda, Insecta, Diptera, Culicidae. The transcript is spliced from 5 exons. The record is from RefSeq and is a predicted model, not a curated record.
AGCAUAGACAACGGGCGGCGUCACUGCGAGCGUUUUAGUUUAUGUUCGAACGUUGUUUACAGUAGUAGGUUACUAGUCGACUUGUCGGUUCUCAUGCCGAACAAACGCUUUGUAGAGCUGCCAUUGUUUGCCGGAAUAUGAUUCGUGCAUAGAACACUGCCUGCUGGAGCUCAGAGGUAUCGCCAGGAAAACGGACCGAUAGACGCGAGGGGUGUUUUUGCCCCGCUAGCUUUUUUGUAAUCUACAGUUUCGGACCAAGCGUCACUUUUUAGAAGGAUAUUUCAAGUUUUUUUAUGGCGUAAAAGUGAUUAAGUUCCAAGGAGUGGCAGAAAAGAAAAUUUUCUCCUGCGAAUAAAAAAACGUGUGAAACAACAACUUGCCAAAAGUUCAAACAAAAGUGAAUAUUUCGUAGUGGAAAAUACAAAUAAAAAUUGUGUGUAAGAUUUUUGAUCGUAGUUUUUUACAAUAUAGUGAAAAAGCACACAGUGUUGAAUGUGAUUGCAACAAGAAUUUAAUUCGAGAUUAAAUUCAAGCGCUGAAAUUACAUUUUUCAAACUGGUAGUGAAGGGUGGUGAUAACCACAUGACUAUCAGUAGUUCUUAUUCAGCAAAAGGAUACCUCGUUUUCUAGUAAGGAUUAUUCCACACAGCGAUUUUUCCGGCCGAUAUACACCAGCACUACAUUGUGAACAACAAAGCGAAGAUUAUUUCCACGUACGUUCCUAGAAAACACGCACAGGAACAUUAAAGAUUUCUUGCAAGAGUAAAAGCUAAAACAGCACCUUGACCAUGGGGGAAACAGACGAGAAGGACACAGCGCCGCCAACGGCAACGGAGAAGCCAACUACGGAAGCACCUGCCCCAGUGACCGACAUUCAGGAACCUGAACCGGAUCCAAAAGAAACGGAAAAAUUACUCGGUAACCGCGAGGAAAAAUCCGACGACAAGGAAACGGAAAAACCAACUGACGAGAAGAAGAAAAGCAGUGAAAAUGUUAACGGUACUGGCGAAGAGAUCAUCAAUAUUCCUGAGGAAUCCGCCAACGAAACUGCCAAACCAGAUGAAGAGAAAAUCAAAUCCGAUAAACCGAACAAAGUGCAAGCCGAGGAACGAGAGGUUAAACCGAAAAAAGUUCCCGCUGGUGCCUUCAAAUUGCCUGGAUUUUUCAAUAAAAACAAAGGUAAAGAAGCAGAUGGAGCCGAUAAUGAACUACUUGAAAAACAAGACACGGAAAAAGAAGUAAAACCGGCGGAAGUGGAAGAAAAACCAAAACGGGCUGGAUUUUUUGCCAAUUUGCGCCUGAGGAACCCAUUCGCCAAGAAACCGGCAGAACCAGCAGAGCCUGAAGAGUCGAAAACCAAACCGGAAGAAGAAGAAAAUGACGAGGUAACGGCCGAAGCUACCGACAAAAAAUCAGACGAAGGGGAAGCCGUAGUAGAGAAAAAAGACGAGGAGACAGCCGCGCAGGCCCCGAAAAAAGGUCUUCUAGAUGCACUGAAAGUUCCUCUGGCCAGUAUAAUUCCAAAACGAUUUAAAUCUGGAACAGGCGAGACUGAAGAUGAUCUGGAGCUUGGCAAGAGACCGAAAAAUCAAGCUGGUCUGGCAUCGAUGGAAACCUUAGAUGAUUCAUUGAAGGAUACGGAACAAAAAGAUACAGUAGAUAAAGCUGCAGCCGUAACCGCUGCCAAUGGAACAGACUCGGAAGCGCUAGUGAAGCCAGAAGAAAAGAAAGACACCGAAAAGGAAGAUGCCGAUGAACAGACGCCCUCGAAGUAUCCUUGCUUGGAACGAAUUCGGAAUUACAAGUGUUCCGUCGAUGAUAUUGCCAUAAUCACUGGAAUUUUCGUGUUCCUACUAUUACUCGCACUGAUCAUCGCAUUUACAUUCAUCGGCAAAGGCGAACCGGUAACGGCACCGGUUCGUGACGGAAAGUAUAUCGAAACGGUAACUUCGUGCGGCAAGGUAGAAGGAAUUCUUGAGGAUGGGGCAUUCGCAUUCCGUGGAAUUCCGUAUGCUGUACCACCCCUCGGCCCUCUUCGUUGGAAGGCUGCCCAACCAAUCGAAAACAUCAACUACUGUUGGAACGAAACGCUGAAGGCACAUAAUUCGACGCCGGUCUGCUGGCAAUUCUACGCUGAUGGAAAAAUAGACGGAGCCGAAGAUUGUCUGACGUUGGAUGUGAUCACGCCGCACGUUCGUUACGACAAUCCUCUGCCAGUUGUGGUGCUUAUCGGUGCCGAAUCAUUUACCGGAGAUUCGCCUGGUAAACUGCGUCCCUCUACCCGAUAUGCCCGCGCUCGUGAUGUUAUAUUCGUGCGUCCGAACUUUCGACUGAACGUAUUUGGAUUUCUCACGUUAGAACAAUUAACCAAAACUGCUCAUCCACCUACCUCAGGAAAUUAUGGCCUUUCAGAUAUUAUCGCUGCACUAAAAUGGGUUCAGUUGAAUAUUGCUCAUUUUGGCGGUGAUCCAAAGUCCGUAACUCUUUUCGGACACCGAGCUGGAGGAACUGUUGUUGCAGCCCUUGCAUCAUCCAAUAAAACAACUAAACUUUUCGCCCGAUCAUGGAUAUCUUCCGCUGCGGCCAUUUUCCCAGGAAAACCACUGUCUGACUCUGAGAAAGCUAACGCCGCCUAUCUUGGACGGAUCAAAUGUACAGAUGCUACUUGUCUCCGAGAAAAGGAAGACGAAGAUGUACUAGAUGCCGUACCAGAUACUUGGAGAAGAGUUUUCCCUGACCUUCCUUCAAAAGACGAAAACACUACCGCCAACCAUGAAUGGCUCUCUCUUGAUGGCCGAAUACUCCAACAGCACCCGGCUGAUGUUUGGAGUUCAGAAACUGGCAUGCUAAAGUACGUGAUUGGUACAACUGCCCACGAAAGCCAUUCAGAGAAGCUACGUCUUAAAUAUACCGAGUGGACACCAGAAUUAGUUACCAAGCACGUCAAUGAAAGCAUGAUUGGUAAACUUGGUCUUACCAGCGAAGCCAUAGAACGAUACAACGCCACCUAUCAAGGACUAGUAUCGAUGAUCUCCGAUAUUCGAACGGUGUGUCCUUUGUUAACAAUCGCCCAGAAGCUACUAACGUCGCAAUUCUAUGUUGUAACACAAACCGGAGGUGAACUGAACAUCGCCGAUGUUGACUCUGACAUACAAGCCAUUCUAGGUCGCUAUGAACCGAAAACUCCCGAGCAAAGACGUUAUGUCUCCGCCAUACAGCAAUUAUUCUAUCAUUAUGUCUCACAUGGUGAAAUCAAAUCCGAGCUGCGGAGAAAAUUGCUCGAUAUUGGUCAAGAUGCAUUGCCCACCUACAAUACUUCGAACUGCGAUUUCUGGAUUAAGAACGACGUUGUUCCACGAUACGCACGGCUAGAUUAAAACUAGAGGUGUUGUUCUAUAUAAUGGCUAGGCUGAAACAAGUUUGAAAAAGGAACCAGUUAUUUGUAUUCGUUCGCUUUUGGAAUGGUGAUCGAACAAAUUAUUGCAUGGAAAUUAAAACAAAUCAGGCCAAAAUUUGACCAUUUUCUGCUUCCUUCACAGAUGGUAGUUUUUGAAACAAUUUUUUUUAUAAUUGCCUAAUUUUAUGGGCGAACCUCUUUAUCGUCUAUUUUCCAGUAUUAUCUAAAGUUCGUUUCAGAACAAUUUUGACCAAAAAUAUCGCGUAGAUUUCAUCCAUCAUCUUUUCAUAAAUGAGCAUAGGACAAAUAUAACCAUUUUUGAACAAACUUUGACAUUUACAUUAUUCCUUUGAAGGAGAAAAAGUAGAAGUUUAUAACAUUCAGAUAAAAUAAUGAACUACCCACGCGUGUUUUAGCGAUAGUUAGUUCCCUAAUUUGAAAUACAUUUAUUGCUAAUCUAAUAAAAUGGCUGUAAAAAGUUAUAGCUUUUAUUACAAAACAAAUAUGCUAUGAAAACGUUUCAAAAUCGUAAUAUAUUAAACAAAUCUCAUUAAUUUAUAGCUAAAAUGUGGUGUAGAGAAUCCUUCAAUCAGGAUCGACAGAACAGCUAGUACGAAAAACGUGAAAAAAGAGAACAAAGUGAAGAAAACAAUGAACAGAAUAGAAUGUAUGAAAACGACACACUAAGAUAAGGAAACUACUGUGUAAUGCAUAUUGUUGUAAUUUAUACCUCUAUGUAAUAUGUAAUUAUUAUGUACUAUUUUUGCUUUUUUAGUUCCAUGACAAUUUAGUGAUCGUUUAAGUAAGGCAACUUUAAUUUGUCCCUCCUGAUUACUGAUAGACACGUUAAGACGAUAGUUUUAAAAAUGGGCGAGUUUAAAUGAUUCAUCACAAGAGUAAGUUUUACACAAAACUAUGUUUAAUUUGUUUUAGUAACCAGCCUGAACGUUUACAUUCAUACAAAAAGAACAAUAAGUUUAUAUUCAAAGUACAACAAAUCAGUGCAUUUCAUUUUGUAAAAAAAUAAUACUCAGCUCAACAAUAUUCAAUACAUAUACCCUUGCCGAAAUAAUUAUGUUCCAAUAUAAUCUGGAGAGCAGUGCAUAUACAUGACAAGCGCGUCAAAUUCGCAUUUCGCUACAUGUAGUAAUAUGAUCGCAAUGUGUAAAGAGCUCGAGAAGAAAAGCUAGAAAUAUACAUUCGUCUUUUGGGAUUGUAGAAA